Messenger RNA from Tyto alba (common barn owl), 4276 nucleotides. It is a transcript of the gene SNAP91, whose product is annotated as synaptosome associated protein 91. The record is from RefSeq and is a predicted model, not a curated record. Gene Ontology annotation, cellular component: synaptic vesicle; clathrin-coated pit; clathrin-coated vesicle. The coding region runs from base 182 to 2809 and encodes 875 amino acids. Gene Ontology annotation, biological process: synaptic vesicle budding from presynaptic endocytic zone membrane; clathrin-dependent endocytosis; clathrin coat assembly. Gene Ontology annotation, molecular function: SNARE binding; clathrin heavy chain binding; phosphatidylinositol-4,5-bisphosphate binding. NCBI's taxonomy places the organism in Eukaryota, Metazoa, Chordata, Aves, Strigiformes, Tytonidae. The transcript is spliced from 29 exons.
AGGAGGAGGAGGAGGAGGAGGAGGAGGGCUGCUGCUGCGCCUCGCCAGCGGGCAGCGCGGCGGACCGGGCCGGGGAGCGGUCGCGGCGGGAGGCGGCGGUGCCCGCCCCGGAGCGGCGGCAGGAGGACGGGAGGGAAGGACGCACUGACAGAGCAGGCAGCAGCAGGCACGCCAGGCGAAGAUGUCGGGUCAGACGCUGACAGAUCGCAUCGCAGCUGCUCAGUACAGCGUUACGGGAUCAGCCGUAGCCAGAGCCGUCUGCAAAGCCACCACGCAUGAAGUGAUGGGGCCCAAGAAAAAGCACCUGGACUACUUGAUCCAAGCAACUAAUGAAACAAACGUUAAUAUUCCUCAGAUGGCUGAUACGCUUUUUGAGCGAGCAACAAAUAGUAGCUGGGUGGUUGUAUUCAAAGCUUUAGUUACCACGCAUCAUCUAAUGGUUCAUGGCAAUGAGAGAUUUAUUCAGUACCUGGCAUCUAGAAACACAUUGUUCAAUCUCAGCAAUUUUCUGGACAAAAGUGGAUCUCAUGGUUAUGACAUGUCCACCUUUAUAAGGCGUUAUAGUAGAUACUUGAAUGAAAAAGCAUUUUCCUACAGACAAAUGGCAUUUGACUUUGCGAGAGUGAAGAAAGGAGCUGACGGUGUAAUGAGAACAAUGGCUCCUGAAAAGCUGCUGAAGAGUAUGCCAAUAUUACAGGAACAAAUUGAUGCACUACUUGAAUUUGAUGUUCAUCCAAAUGAACUCACAAAUGGUGUCAUAAAUGCUGCAUUCAUGCUUCUAUUUAAAGAUCUUAUCAAACUUUUUGCUUGCUACAAUGAUGGGGUUAUUAACUUACUAGAGAAAUUUUUUGAAAUGAAAAAAGGACAAUGUAAAGAUGCUCUUGAAAUCUACAAACGAUUUCUUACUCGAAUGACCAGAGUAUCAGAGUUUCUUAAAGUUGCGGAGCAAGUUGGAAUUGACAAAGGCGAUAUCCCUGAUCUUACGCAGGCUCCUAGCAGUCUCAUGGAGACCCUUGAGCAACAUCUAAACUCACUGGAAGGAAAAAAACCUGGCAACAACGAAGGAUCUGGGGCUCCUUCUCCUCUGAGCAAGUCUUCUCCAGCCACAACUGUUACAUCUCCUAGUUCUACUCCAGCGAAAACUAUUGAUACAUCUCCUCCAGUUGAUCUUUUUGCAACUUCUUCUACAGCUGCUCCAGUCAGCUCUUCCAAACCAUCCAGUGACCUUCUGGAUCUUCAGCCAGAUUUUGCUGCGACUGGACAGGUGGCUCCAGCAGCCCCUGCUGGAGCAACUUCAUGGGGAGACCUCUUGGGAGAGGAUAAUCUGGCUGCACUUUCUGGAGUUACCUCUGAGCCACAGAUUUCAGAUCCAUUUGCCCCAGAGCCUAGUGCAACUACUACUGCACCUACUGAUACUACAACUACUUCAGCUGCUGGUGCUACAACUACAACUAUUACUGCUGCCACUGCUGAAGUGGAUCUCUUUGGAGAUGCCUUUGCAGCUUCUCCUGGGGAAGCCCCUGCAGCAGCUGAAGGGGCAGCAGCACCAGCUACCCCAACCCCCGUAGCAGCAGCUCUUGAUGCAUGUUCAGGAAAUGACCCCUUUGCCCCAUCCGAAGGUAGUGCAGAGGCUGCUCCUGAGCUGGACCUCUUUGCUAUGAAGCCAACAGAGACUGCUGUUCCUGUAGUUACCCCUACAACUAGUGCAGCCACUCCAGUUCCUGCAACAACUCCUUCUCCAGCUGCUGCUGUUGCUGCUGCUGCUACUGCUACUACAGCUACUGCCACUACCACUACUGCCACCACUUCUGCUACCGCCACCACCUCCGCUCCUCCUGCUCUAGAUAUCUUUGGUGAUUUAUUUGAGUCUGUUCCUGAUGUACCUGCAGCGCCUAAACCAGAUGCUACUCCUAGCAUAGAUCUCUUUGGUACAGAUGCUUUUUCAUCUCCACCACAUGGAGCUUCGCCUGUGCCUGAGAGCUCUCUCACUGCUGACCUCUUAUCUGUGGAUGCAUUUGCAGCCCCCUCUCCUCUACCCACUGCCUCUCCAGCAAAGGUGGAUUCUUCAGGUGUGAUUGACCUAUUUGGUGAUGCUUUUGGAAGUAGUGCUUCUGAACCCCAGCCCGCAACCCAGGCUGCUUCUAGUUCCUCAGCUUCUGCAGACCUACUAGCUGGCUUUGGAGGUUCUUUUAUUGCUCCCUCUCCAUCACCGUCCCCAGUCACUCCAGCUCAAACCAGUUUACUACAGCCUAACUUUGAUGCAGCUUUUGGGACAACAGCUCCAACGACUGGCAGUUCGUUUGAUGCAUCAGUGUUUGAUGGCUUAGGUGAUCUUCUUAUGCCAACUAUGGUUCCUUCUGGUCAGUCUGUAGCACCUUCAGCCACAGCCACAGUCACUGCUUCAGCAGCAAGCAAAGGCCUCGGGAGUGAUCUUGAUUCAUCUCUUGCAAACUUAGUAGGCAAUCUUGGAAUUUCUGGUACCACUUCAAAAAAGGGAGACCUUCAGUGGAACGCUGGAGAGAAAAAGUUGACAGGAGGAGCCAACUGGCAGCCAAAAGUAGCACCUGCAACAUGGUCGACUGGUGGUGUCCCAAGUGGUCCAUUGACGGGAGCCGUUCCUCCAGCAAGUGCUGUUCCUGCCACAGGAGGUACUCCACCUGUCCCACAGCCAGGAGCAGCAUUUGGGAUGCCCCCAGCAGGCACGGGCGUACCUAUGAUGCCCCAGCAGCCAGUUAUGUACGGGCAGCCUAUGAUGAGGCCACCAUUUGGAGCUGCCACUGGCCCUGGUGUACAGCUGCAGUUUUUCUGACUGGAUGAUAAAAACGUGAGUUUGGAGUCUACAAACAGAUGCUCAGAGUUUCAAAGUGAGCCACCAGUACCAAACCCAGCGCUUACUCAGACUUUCUCUUCCUCCUGAAACGUGUAGCACAGCUGUGAAAGUGAACAUUAGGAAUGUGUACUACCUUAGCUGUUAUCCCUACUCUCUCAAAAUUUGUGUACUUGGGUUAUUUGUGUUUUACGAUUUAAACAAUGGAUGUAUGUUUCUGAUGCCUUCUAGUGCUUUUCUGAACCUAUCCGACAGGGGCAGAUUAUGCAGCUGUUGUUUGGUGAGCCAUUUGGAGCGAUGUCUGUGGUUUUUGAAGGUUUCAAUGUAUAUAACUUUUUGAGGACACCUAAAAUUUCCCUAGGACUCAGUUUCUCCUUUAUCUGUUACAAAACAUAGUGUGAUAAUACCAGAUAGUAAGGAAAAUACUUAGGAAAUUGUGUGGAAUACAUGUUUUGUUUUGGUUUGGUUUUUUUUCCAAUCACAGGAAUCUCAAUUGUCGUGAAAAAAGGUUUUAUUUUUGUGGCACUGUAUAUGUUAAGAUAAUUUAAAGUAAUAUAAAAGUAAACUUCCAUAACAAAUACUUUUUCGAUGAUUUACCAAGAAUGAAAAAUCAUAUCUGAAAGAAUACCAUAUUUAUUGCUGGUUUUAUUUUUAAAUCCAUUUUAAUUAUUUAAGUUUUUGCCUUUAAAAUUGGCAUAUUUAUUAUUUCUUGCAAAAUGCACUGAAAAUAAGUAAAGGGUCAGUUUCUCUCCAUGUAGUUGGAAAAAGCAACCAUAGUUGUGCUGGCAUUAAGGGACUUCAUAUACGAGAGCACUCUUUGGUAUAUCUGUAGUCAAAACAUUACAAAUGAUGUUACUCAUCUCUGUUCAGUUCUUACGUACAUCUCUUAAUUUAGUGCUUACCUGUGUAUGCCUUAGGCUAGUGUUUUCUCCAUUGCACCGAAUGCUCUGUGAGUAGCUUUUGUACUAUUGGUGAUUAGAUUUAAUUCUGAUCCAGAGAUCCAUGCCCUUUACUGUACAUACUGUGUUUCUUUAAUUUUUAUUUGUUCUCAUACUGUUUCUGCUGAUGGCUUGGCGUAAGAUCUUGACUCUUCAGUGAGGUCACUGUUGAUCAGUGUUACAAGUGGCUUGGCAGUUCUCUGUAAAAAAAAUAUUGGGUUGGAAAGAUAUUCACCUAAAGUCUUUCAAAUGAACUAUUUAAUCAAUGUAUGGUACCAUUAAAAGUGGUUGUAUCUGAAUUUGCUGUGGGGAUAACAUACACCGUAAUGGGAAAGUUCUAUAAAAAGCUAAUUUCAAAAUGGCUCUUCUUUGUAUUUCAGUUAAAAAAAAAAAAAAAACACAACAACAACAACAAAAAAAAACAACAAAACAAAACAAAAAAAAAAAAAAAAACAAACCCCCAGUGCAUGUGUGCCCUCUGAGAUGCAAUAAACACCUUGAUCAAAGUACA